AUGUCGUUUACAGGAACAUUGGAUAAAUGCAAGGCCUGUGACAAAACCGUCUACGUGAUGGAUUUGCUCAAUUUAGAGGGCAACACUUAUCACAAAUCAUGCUUCAGAUGCACCCAUUGCAAGGGCACUCUCGUGAUAAGCAAUUACUCAUCAAUGGAUGGGGUUCUUUACUGCAAGCCUCACUUCGAACAGCUUUUCAAAGAAUCUGGGAAUUACAGCAAGAAUUUUCAGACAGGAAAGAGCGAGAAGGCGAAUGAACAUCUGACUCGAGCUCCAAGCAAAUUAUCUUCAUUCUUCAGUGGAACACAAGACAAGUGUGCGACUUGUAAGAAAACCGUUUACCCACUUGAGAAGGUAACAAUGGAGGGAGAAAACUACCACAAAACUUGCUUCAGGUGCACACACAGUGGAUGUCCUUUGACUCACUCUUCUUACGCUUCACUUAACGGCGUCCUCUACUGUAAAGUCCAUUUCAACCAGCUCUUUCUCGAGAAAGGAAGUUACAAUAACGUCCAUCAAGCCGCUGCCAAACACCGUCGCUCCGCCUCUUCUGGUGGCCCUUCUCCGCCUGCUGAAGAUCAGAAACCUAAUGAGGACGCCUCGAUCCCCGAGGGAGAAGGAGGAGGAGAAGCAGAAGCAGCCCCUGAAACUGCAGGAGAAGAGUCUGAGCCUGUGGCUGAGUCUUGA
Molecule: messenger RNA, 687 nt
Organism: Microthlaspi erraticum
Lineage: Eukaryota; Viridiplantae; Streptophyta; Magnoliopsida; Brassicales; Brassicaceae
Source: the annotation of a GenBank genome assembly